Aspergillus costaricaensis CBS 115574 is the source of this 213-nucleotide messenger RNA. RefSeq lists its product as uncharacterized. The transcript is spliced from 2 exons. The record is from RefSeq and is a predicted model, not a curated record. Lineage: Eukaryota; Fungi; Ascomycota; Eurotiomycetes; Eurotiales; Aspergillaceae. Bases 1 to 213 code for a protein of 70 amino acids.
AUGCCUUGGUCGAUAGACACGUCGCUAUCGUUCAUCACCCUUCUCCUCACAGGAAUCUCGUUCCUUCUUAAAAUCUGGAACCAUGUUCCAGAUCUACCCCCGAUGCCUCGAUUAUCAGAAGACAACAACGACAUCAACAACAUCAACUACACAAUGUCGAUCCAGAGAUUCUGCUCGAAUCUGGGCUACAUCCCAGAGUCUACCAAACACUAA